Bombina bombina (fire-bellied toad) is the source of this 3976-nucleotide messenger RNA. RefSeq lists its product as uncharacterized. NCBI's taxonomy places the organism in Eukaryota, Metazoa, Chordata, Amphibia, Anura, Bombinatoridae. The coding region runs from base 1098 to 3245 and encodes 715 amino acids. The record is from RefSeq and is a predicted model, not a curated record. The transcript has 2 exons.
UGGCUAUGUAAUAAUGGCAUGAUCUGAAUUCACAUAUGGUCUGGAAGGGGUAUAUAUAUAUACAUAUAUAUAUGGUAUAUGUAUUCUACAAGAACUCAGCUGAAUGGUAAAGAAGGGGUUAACUCCUCAUUCAGAUACUAGGUCACUAUGGAAUGUAGAAAGAUCACAUUACCAGACCCCCAUCUGAGAAGGAUGACCAGCUGGCUUAAGAUCCUUUGUCUAAGGCUAAUGCCAUUCCCUACCCCCAAAGCACAUGCAGGAUGAAACCAUAUACUCUUAAAAUUACAAUGAGGGCUUGCUUAUGAGUGACAUCAUCAUUGUGGGAGGGAUGAAAAACUUACAAUAAAAGUAGCAGGAAUACUGGAGUUCACCCUCUCUCUUUCACUCUUUUUCAAUUGGAAUGGUGACCACAGCUAACAUCAGAAGUAAGUGAUCCUUACAGACACAUAAUUUCAGCACACCAUACUUUCACAUAGAUUGGGCAAAUGUAUUAGUGUAAUAUUGAUGUAUAGUUCACUGCUGAGUAUUUAUAAGUGAUUUGCAUAUGUGUAAUUUAUAUUUAAUCUGCAUAUUGUAAUAAUGUUUAAUUAGCCUCAUUGUAAUAAAAGUUUUGUUACUGCUGGAAUAAGACUUUGUGAGUUUAUGACCUUACAAGUAGUUUAAGCUAGUGAUUGUGUGUUAAUAUUAUAUAGUGGGUAUAAUAAUUCAUAAGGGAUUAUUAAAUGUAAUAUUAGCCUUUCACUAAAGUGUAUAGCAAAUAGAUACUAAGAUUUAUAGAGUCUUAGGGACCAUUUAAAUGCAGUUAUUUCAUUGGCGAGCCGACCCAGCGAAUUUUCUUACCAACUACACUUGUUUUAAGGGGGGACUAAUCCAGGUUCUUUUUAUAAUACAAGUGUGAUUUUUGGACGAAAAUUGAACCUAGUUUUUGCUAUACUGUUUUUGAGUUGAGCGUUUCAGCAGUAAAGUCUUUGGCCAAGACUACAGAUCCAGAGAGGCAUUACCUAAGGAUCAGUUGAACCAGACGCAGAGAAAAUCAUAUCGCGCAGGACGUGAAUCUGAUUUGCUGGCAGUCUGAAGACACUUUAAAGUAUUUCAUUAUGUGGAGCCUGAGAGGAAUGAUCGCCACAAACCUAUUUGUAUUUGUGUGGGUGUUAUUGCAAAAACUUCCAAUCUGUGACUGUAAUGAACUGUCAAUCACAAACCUCACAAGGAGUCGUAGAUGGAGCUCAAGCAGCAUCAUCAGAGGAUGGACAGGCUUAUGGAGCUCUCAAGACCUUCACAAAGAUUGUUUGGGAAAAUUGACUUUUAAUGUGGGUGGGAAAAUUGAAAUAUUUGCAGAAAAACAUCAAGACAAUUUAAUUGGUUUUUGGAGGGUCAAUCAGGGUAAUAAAGUUGAAUGGGAAUGUAAGUGGGUGGCUUGGGGAAAAUGGACUGUAGGUCUGGUGGGAGAAGGUGUUUCUGUGUCUACAACAUUUACAAAUCCUAUUCACACUAUAAAUGGCGAUAACUAUAAUAUAACCAAGGUUAUAUUUGAACAACAAAUUGGAGAAGGGAUUAAUUGGAGGGUUACAGCUGCCAACUUUGGUGGAGGGAUUGAAGUAUACUUAAAAAUAGACCAAAUAAAGGAAACAACCACAUUUACGCCUUUGAUCUAUUCUACUUUAAUCACUACACCAAAGAUGAAACAUUAUGACAAUACUCCAAUGUGUAAGGGGAAAAGUGUUGUUUCUAGUGGUCCAUUUCAAACAAGUACAAUCAAGCCAACUCCAGUAUUGAGGGAUGCCACAUUCCAAUUUAUCACGUGGAAGAUUAAAAUAAUAGAUUGGCUAGUUUCCACACAUUACCAAAAUUGUUCCAGAAUUACUGCCACUAUGGAAAAAGCAUUAGUUAAGUGGGCAGAAGGUACUAGGAGAAGGACUAGGAGGGAUAUCAUGGAUACAGUUUUGGGAGGUGUGGGAACAGGGCUAGGUGUGGUAAAUUCCAUUGACAUAUCCAGCUUAACAGCAACCUUACAGUCUCAGGGGAUGUUAAAUGCAAAAGGGAUUCAUACGCAACAAAUGAUAAACACCCUGGUAGAGACACUGACACAGACAGUCAUUCAGGUUCAGGGUCCUGCCAUUCAACAUACAGAGGAAAUACUGAUAGGAGUAAUUAGUAGGUUAAGGGAAGUAUCCUGGGAUUUUGUGUGUAUUUCCAUGCAAACAGAAUUAUCAACUGACUUUAAAUUAAUAGCACAGGCUAUGGAAAAUAACCAUACACCUUUGGGAGGGUGGGAGCAGUCUGUUGUUAACAGUUUUGCAUCAAAACACAGAGAAUUAUGGUUAAACAGUUGGUUGGGAUGCAGGGAAAAUAUAUGCAGGGCUACUUCACUUGUGCCCACUAGUGGUACCUAUCAGAAUGUUUAUCAUUUGUUUUCACUAGGAACACCUGUCACAGAAUCUCAUGUUUUGCAUCAUGAGUUAGAGUUCCCAAAUUUUAUAUGGAAUGGUUCCCAUAUGGAACAGGUAGAUAUGUCUGGCUGCAUAAGGUUUCCUUCUAAAAUUUUAUGUCUACCCAACCAGGCAAGAAUAAUUUUUGAUUCCUGCUGGCAUAAUCACUCAUAUUGCAAUGGUUUUGUGGAGAAAGUUAAUCCCCAAGAUAUGAUUUUUCCCUUAGGACAAGGAAAGGUGUGUUUUGUUGCAUUGAAGCCUAAAGAUGAAGUGCAUGUAUGGUUUGACAGGUGUAAUUCAAGGGAACAAAUCACACCAGGGAUUUAUUGUAUUACUGGGUACCCUGUGAGGAUAAGUUCACUACAGUUUAACUUCACUGUCCCACAGUUACUCACAUAUAACGCUACCUUGGGGGCUCCACUCAUAACCCCAAUAUUAGUAGAUGAUGCACCUUGGCAAAAAUGGGUAACCUUAUUGCAAAAAGACUCUGUGUUACUAGAACAUCUUAAAAAUUUUGGGGAACGUGUUCAUGUAAAUUUCUACCAUCAGGAACAAGAACUACAAAGGAUUGAACAUACUUUUACGGAGAUGUCAAGUGCAACCUGGUGGCAGAAAUUAGCAAAUUCCUUUUCGAAACAGUCAUCAUGGGGUUCUGCAUUGGGAAAUCUGUUUAUACAUCCAUUUAUAAUCAUAUUAUUUAUUUCUAUAUUAUGUAUAAUUAUUCAAAUUUGUAUGUGUUGUUAUUUAAAAUCAUUAAUUGCACGUGUAUAUCACUUAUAUUAUGGUAUGCGAAUGGAAGCGUCUUUAGUACACUAAUAUAGCCAUCACACAUAGGUGGGGUUAGGAAUCUUCCAUCAGAUUCACUCAUAUAAAACAACCAUUGGAAUGGAAGGGUAUGGUAACCUCCAUUGCCAAAAGGGGGGAAUGUAAUAAUGGCAUGAUCUGAAUUCACAUAUGGUCUGGAAGGGGUAUAUAUAUAUACAUAUAUAUAUGGUAUAUGUAUUCUACAAGAACUCAGCUGAAUGGUAAAGAAGGGGUUAACUCCUCAUUCAGAUACUAGGUCACUAUGGAAUGUAGAAAGAUCACAUUACCAGACCCCCAUCUGAGAAGGAUGACCAGCUGGCUUAAGAUCCUUUGUCUAAGGCUAAUGCCAUUCCCUACCCCCAAAGCACAUGCAGGAUGAAACCAUAUACUCUUAAAAUUACAAUGAGGGCUUGCUUAUGAGUGACAUCAUCAUUGUGGGAGGGAUGAAAAACUUACAAUAAAAGUAGCAGGAAUACUGGAGUUCACCCUCUCUCUUUCACUCUUUUUCAAUUGGAAUGGUGACCACAGCUAACAUCAGAAGUAAGUGAUCCUUACAGACACAUAAUUUCAGCACACCAUACUUUCACAUAGAUUGGGCAAAUGUAUUAGUGUAAUAUUGAUGUAUAGUUCACUGCUGAGUAUUUAUAAGUGAUUUGCAUAUGUGUAAUUUAUAUUUAAUCUGCAUAUUGUAAUAAUGUUUAAUUAGCCUCAUUGUAAUAAAAGUUUUGUUACUGCUGGAAUAA